GAUAUUUAUAGCUCAAGAUGUGUCUCCAGUGCAUAGACGUACAGGAUUCGUCCUGCAAACAACAUAUUCCUUCAGAUUAGCUUUAAACAAAAUCUAAUAUCGACAAUGAUGAAAAUUGUUUUAUUCGCUCUCGCUACAUUAGCACUGGUUUCUGCAGUACCAGAGGAUGCAGCGCCUGCGCAGCCCGCAGUUCAAAUCGUGAAACAAGACUCUGACGUUAACGUCGAUGGCUACAACUUUGAAUUUGAGACAAGCGAUGGAACUGUUCGACAAGAGCAGGGUGAUUACAAAAACGACACUGACCAGCAGGGUCUCUUGGUGAAGGGUAGCUACAAGUACGUAGCCCCUGAUGGACAGCAAAUCCAGGUCACCUAUGUAGCCGAUAAGAACGGGUAUCAGCCCACAGUAGACAACAGCAGCCAGCCUGGCCCACCACCUCAAGCAUAAAUUAACUUCACUUCGCUCAAUCAAAUUUGAUUUUUAAGUACCCACUUGUAAACAAUUUGUAAUGUCUAGUCGCAAAUUUUUCAACAUUAAAAU
Messenger RNA from Chilo suppressalis (striped riceborer), 540 nucleotides. Lineage: Eukaryota; Metazoa; Arthropoda; Insecta; Lepidoptera; Crambidae. The record is from the annotation of a GenBank genome assembly.